Molecule: messenger RNA, 2147 nt
Organism: Calypte anna (Anna's hummingbird)
Lineage: Eukaryota; Metazoa; Chordata; Aves; Apodiformes; Trochilidae
Gene: CCDC181
Product: coiled-coil domain containing 181
Exons: 6
Coding region: 32-1612 (526 amino acids)
Molecular function (GO): microtubule binding
Source: RefSeq, a predicted model, not a curated record
GGUUGUAAUCGCGUACUGCUCUAAAACCAAAAUGAGUGAAAAGGAAGACCAAGGAGAUUCAGCAGAUUCUGGUGAUUUAACAGCAAGUGAAGAAUAUGAGGAUGAUUUUGAAAAAGACCUUGAAUGGCAAAUUAAUGAAGAAGAAAAAGAAGACCUUAGUGAAAGAGAGAGUCCUGAAAGAAAUGAAGAGGAUAUUGAAGCACAAAUUUUCGAAGUUGCAGACAACUUUGAGGAAGACAAUGAUGAAAUGGAAGAAAAUCUAGAUCAGCGUUCAGAAGGAGAUGUAGGUGUGAAAGGGAGUCCCUCCGAUGAAAAAAGUUUGGAAGCCAGGUCUGAUAUUAAGCACAGGGACCAUGUAUCCGAUACUGAUAGUGAAAGCUCUGUCCAGGAAUCCAAGCUGGAAAACCAACAGGAACUAGAUGAGGAAGAGGAUGAAGAAGUAAAGCGUUACAUCUUGGAAAAAAUUGAAGAAGCCAACAAGCUGCUGGAGAACCAGGCUCCUGUUGAUCAAAACAGAGAACGGAAGUUAAAAUUUAAGGACAAGUUAGUGGAUCUUGAAAUUCCUCCUCUAGAAGAUGCCGAAGUUUGUAAAACUGACCGUGUAAGAGGAGAUGAUGUUUCAAAUAGGCUGUCACAGUUGCAGAUUUCUAAUGAAAUGGGACAGGAACAUACACCACUUUUGCCACAUGCUGACAAGGAUGAGGAAAAGAAGGAUGGUAAAAUCCUAGUGGAAAAAGAUGGGAAGUUUGAACUCUUAAGUUUACAUGAUAUUGAAAGCCAGGGCUUUUUGCCCCCAGUAAGUGUUUCUUUUACUGAUAUUGAAACUCAGCCUAUGUCUCCAAAAUCUUCACAGCAUGAUCCUUUUGGCAGUGUCUCUCCAAUGAAGGAACUACCUCCAGUAACACCAGGAGCACAGUCUUUUACUCCCGGUGGAGAAGAUUGUGUUUAUCUACCUAAGCCUCCACCUAACCCAAGGCGUCGUUCAAGUACUGCUAUCAAUGCUGCAAGACUUCUGGGAAAACGGAAAACUCCCCAGAGGGCACAGUCAGCAAAUGUGCCUGUGAGGAGUUCCACUUACUGUCUCUCUCCCAGACAAAAGGAAUUGCGGAAGCAGAUAGAACAAAGGAAGGAGAAACUGAGGAAAGAGGAAGAAGAAAGAAAAAGGGAACAAGAAGAGCAGAAGAGAAGAGAGAAUGAGAUGGUUUUUAAAGCUUGGUUGCAGAAGAAGAAAGAACAAGUGCAAGAAGAAAAGCGAAUUCGUCGUGCAAAGGAGCUAGAGGACUUGAACAGCAAAGAGAAGAAUAGGAAUCCAGAUGAAGCUUUCAAGUUAUGGCUUAAAAAAAAGCACCAAGAACACCUGAAAGAAAAAAAGAUAGAAAUUUUGAGACGCCAAGCUGAGGCAAUUACCUUAUUCCCAAGAACAGAGGAAUGCAACAGAGCCUUUAAAGAAUGGCUAAAAAGAAAGAGAGAAGAAAAACGAGCAGAAGAACUUGCUGCUAAAGAGAGAGUAAGGCAGCUUAGACUAGAAGCCAGAAGAGCAAAACAGAUACAGAACAUACAGUGCAUUAGCUCAGAAGCGAAAGCCUUUCGCUUCACAGACCAUUACAGUUGAAAGUUUGAUGUAACCACAGUUCUUGGGGGGAAUCCUCUUAGGUUUUAAGAUGUGAACUUCCGCUCUUUACAGCUACUGACUUUUUGUGGUGUUUUUAAAGCUUUGAAGCAAGUUUCACAAUUCCCAUCACUGAUAAUGAUUUUGCUAUCUAUUUAUUUGUAAUGUUGUUGAAAAGCCUGCUCUUCUGUGUAACUCAGGGAUCUUCUUGGUUUGACCAAAUCUGAGUGUGAGAUCUAUUUAGACAUUUCUGUCUUUAAAAAAGGCAUUGUGUUCUCAACUCCACCAUGAAUUCCUGGAUGCAGGCCAAUCUGUGAAGUGUUGAAUUUUUGCUGGAUUAAUAUUGCUGUUUGCUGCUGCUUAUGAAGACUGUACAAGGUGUAAUAUUGUUGGAAAAUGCUGUUUCUUGUACCACUUUCUACUGAUAUGUUGACCAGCUGUUAAUUCUGGCUGGACCAGAGGAUUCUCUUAUUCAGAGAAAUAAGAAAGUUCAGAGAAAGUGGAAUUGGAAAAUUACUGGAAUGCUAACAUGUAUGUG